Molecule: messenger RNA, 1436 nt
Organism: [Torrubiella] hemipterigena
Lineage: Eukaryota; Fungi; Ascomycota; Sordariomycetes; Hypocreales; Clavicipitaceae
Source: the annotation of a GenBank genome assembly
AUCCAUCAUCCCCUUGCGACAGCAAUUGUGCGCGACAUGGUGAGAAAAACGCGCUCCGUUUGAAGAUUUCUCUGAAUAAAGCAGCUAACAGGCUAUGUAGGAAUCUAUCAAAGACGCUGCGCGCGCAGCUACAUCUAAGCCGGUCCAGAGAGCCGUGGUAAACAGUGUUCUGCUUGCCAUUAGCGCAGCGACGCUCUUUGGAUUUGCAUCUAUUGCGACCGCAUUAUUCUUCCAGAAUUAUCUGCCAGAGAAAGCAGUAUCGUCUCCGUUGUACCUUCAAUAUGGAAUUACCCACGAUCACCCAUAUGGCAUUGCCACCCUCUCGUCGCCCCAGCUUAAAACAGAGCAGGAAUACGACAUCUCUGUAACGCUUUCCAUGCCGAAAUCACCAGUGAACAUGGAGAGAGGCAAUUUCAUGGUACGCAUGCUUUUGAUUGGCGACAAAGGUAGUGGCGAUCUAGCAGCGGAAGCGCUCGAGUACGCACGCUCUCGCAAACAGAUUAGCGGCAAAAACGUUCUUUACAAAGUGCGUCGUCCGGCUCUGGCACCGUAUUCGGAUCCAAUGGUUUCACUAGUCUCCCGGCUGCUCUGGUUGGGCUACCAUGUCCUUUUCCCUGCAUCGCAAGCUAUGGAGAUGUCUAUCCAACUUGCAGAGCGCGUUUCCUUCGCUAAAGAUGCUCUUGUACCUGCGUCUGCAUAUGUGGAAGUUGAAGCUGGCGGAUCCAUCCAGAUCUACAAGGCAGCGGUCACGCUGACUGCUCAACUUCGCGGGCUUCGCUGGGCCAUGCAUCACUAUCGCAUUGUUACGUUCACCAUCUUCACUGUUGCCUUUUGGCUCUGUGAGAUAUUGUUUAUGAGCGCUGUCUUGCUUGUGUGGUUGUCUUUUACAGCAAAUGAAGAGCCACUGGACGAUGGCAAGUCUAGCCGUGGCCGAGGCCAUGCCGGCAGUGACGACGACGACGAUAGUGAUGAAGACGAUGGUCAACACUCAGAAUAUUCUCACAGAUCCACACAACGGACCAAGAGCCCGAAUGUCAAAGAGGACCCCGACAUAAAGGAGGAGGAAUCUCAACGCCAGCUUGCUGAUAUUCCUACCGCAGCUGGUGAAGGCGAAGCAGAUGAUGAAGACGACUUUGACGAGCCACUUAGCUCUGCCACCCAGACAGGCUAUAAAGAGAAGGGCAAAGACGGUGUUCGCAAAAGGUCGUCAAAGGCUGAUUUACAGUAAUGGAGAUAUGAUGGAAUUUGCUAUUGUUUAUGUAUAUUCAGAUACCCCGCCACGGAUACCGAGCGCCACGACAGCUCGAGAGGCGAUGAAACCCGCUGGAGUUUUCCUUAAUCUUGUAGCUCUUGCUUCAAUUCAUUUUUUUGGUUUUCAAAAAUGAAUCCGAGUUAUAACCUACAGUGCUCUUGGAUCCUGCAAAGCAUUCGGCGGC